GGGAGAAAGCAGACAGUAAGAGUCUGACUAACUUUCACACAUUACAGCUGCUUACAAAUCUUUUAGGGGUCUUAAACUCUCUGGUUGAUUUGUGGAAUACUUUUUACGGAGGUCUGGACUGACUAAAACUUUUUUCCUGCUGAAAAAAAUGGCACUCAGACAAGACUCAGAUAAAGAACCACGAAUCGAGCUCUUCAUUAAGGCCGGUCAUGAUGGGGAGAAUGUGGGCAACUGUCCCUUCUGCCAGAGGCUCUUCAUGGUUCUUUGGCUGAAAGGAGUCAGGUUCACAGUAACCACUGUUGACAUGAGGAAGAAGCCAGAAGAGCUAAAAGACUUAGCUCCGGGUACCAACCCUCCUUUCCUCCUGUACAAUGGCACACUGAAGACCGACUUCAUUAAGAUCGAAGAGUUCCUGGAGACCACCCUCGCCCCUCCCCGCUAUCCUCAUCUCAGCCCCCGCUACAAAGAGUCUUUUGAUGUUGGUGCUGACAUUUUUGCCAAGUUCUCUGCCUUCAUCAAGAACAGUCCAAACAAUGCUUUCCACGAAAAAGCCUUAUUGAGGGAGUUUAAGCGCCUGGAUGACUAUCUGAACACUCCGCUUCAAGAUGAGCUGGAACAAAAUGUCAGCGUAUCCAAAAGAAAGUUUCUUGAUGGCAGUCGCUUGACACUGGCAGACUGCAAUUUGUUACCAAAGCUGCAUGUCAUCAAGGUUGCUGCCAAAAAGUACUGUAAUUUUGAGAUUCCUCCUCAGUUCACUGGAGUGUGGCGUUACCUGCAGAGUGCAUAUGAGAGAGAAGAGUUCAGCCAGACCUGUCCAGCCGACAUUGAAAUUGAGAAAGCCUAUCUGAGUGUGGUCAAAAGAAACUGAACUUCAGAUGAAUGAAGUGAUAAAAUGUUUAAAUAGUGUAAAUAAAAGUUCUUAAGUUUAUAGCCAUCUCCAUAGUUGUAGUUCACAUGUGAGGAAAUCUUAUACAGCAAAGACAAAAACACACCACAUGCAGUUUGCUAAUGUACUUUCAUUGUCUAAGAGGUCUGAGUGACUGCUACUGUCAACGAGGCUUUAUACUAGUAGGUUUAGAGGUUAUAGGAUCUUUUGCAAAUGAUCUUGAGAACAACAGUAAACAGAGUUGUGCUUGCGUAGCAUAUGUAAUGUUUUUUGUGCAUACUUGUGUAUAUAUGUAUUUUACAUUCAUUAGGGCGCAUUCGGUUAUAUGUAAUGUAUACCUAAAAAAGCUGUGUUUUUUAAACACUAGAGAAAAAGUUUUGUUGAAUCAUGUACAGUACUGGAGUCAUUGAGUCAUGCAGCAGUAAUGGUUGUUUUGUAUUAAGGGUUAUUGUAAUGUUGAGAUUGUUUAAGAAAGAGAUUAAACAGCUUUCUUUCAUUUUUUACUUAAAAAUAAAACUAAUAUCAUACACA
This is a messenger RNA of Labeo rohita (rohu), 1417 nucleotides long. RefSeq names its product chloride intracellular channel 2 (gene clic2). Lineage: Eukaryota; Metazoa; Chordata; Actinopteri; Cypriniformes; Cyprinidae. The transcript is spliced from 6 exons. Gene Ontology annotation, molecular function: chloride channel activity. The coding region runs from base 149 to 868 and encodes 239 amino acids. The record is from RefSeq and is a predicted model, not a curated record. Gene Ontology annotation, biological process: chloride transmembrane transport; negative regulation of ryanodine-sensitive calcium-release channel activity.